AAUAUUAUUUUAAUGUAUGUAUCAUAUAGUCAGUUUAUCUAUGCAGUUUAUCAAUUUUCAAUUAGUUCAUUUAUUAUUAUUAGCCACAGUCAUUGUCAAAUCUACCAUUGUAGCAUAGGCAAACUGUGCUUUAAUUGCAUUAAAAUAACUUACUGCACUAUUGCACACACAGUUAAAAUAUCAGUAGUUGAAUCACAUAAUCAGUCACUUUAUGUAGCUAUGGAUUAUGAAGUACCAGUAUCUAUUCAACAAGCUCCAGUGUCUGAUUAUGAAGUUCCUGUCUCCUCUAAUCCUAGCUACUCUGAUCAUGUACCUCUCUCUACUAAUAAUAAUCAGCUAUUAGCUACACCAGUCACUACUAAUCCUUCCUAUCAACCAGUAGAAUUGGAGACUGAGUAUUAUGAUACUUUUGAUGCAAAUAAGAUUUGUACAAAAAGCAACACCUCAUAUCUACCAGUUGAUCUAAAAACUACAACUACUACAGUGAGUCCUUCAGUUCAUAUUAAAAGGACAAACAAGAGAAUAAGAUCAUAUUUCAAUGAAGAACUAACCAACUGGGAGUAUAUACUAGCAGCACUGGCCACAUUGACUGUUCUAAUUACAGUUACUGCUAUUAGCCUGGCAUUGAUUAUUAUAUUCAAAGGAGAGAUGGGGGCUCAAUCUCUUAAUGAUGUCAGUACUCUUACCAUCACUCAGUCACCUCCUACUACUGCUGCUUUUAGUGUGAAUCCAUUGGACAGUUGCCAGUGUACAGUAAACCAGACUGAUGAUUUAAAGUUAUCAAGUUCAUAUCUAUCCCAGCUGCUUUCAACCAAAAACAUGAUCAACCUGUUGAAGGAAGAGAGGAAUAUGUCUACUAGUGAUGUAUUGAAACAGCUCAAGUCUUACACGUAUCAGGUUGAGAUUAUUAAUGAAUCAUUACAGUCAUUGAUAACUGAGUCUAAGAAACCAAAAAUACCUACACUAACUGGAUUAAACCUAACAUCAUCAAUAACUAUCAAUCAUGGUGACUGUGUUGAUGAACUGUGGAAGUGCAAACAAGUAGAUGAGCUUAAUUUUCACUCUGAUACUAUAGUAAAUAUUGGUCUCUGCACUACAGUUUAUUCACCUUAUGCUAAUGAUACACAUAUAGUUGUUGGUGCCUCAUGUAACAUACUUCCAGUACUACCUAAACCAGUGUUCUCAGUUAUAUUAAUAAAAGGGAAUGCUGAUAGUCGAUAUGUGUCUGGAUUACAGCUGCUAAAGCAAUCCACCAUUGCUUGUCGUUGUUUCAAUGAAAAUGUGCAACAGGCAUCCUGUCAUGCUUAUCUCAAGAAAUGCUCUUAUCAGCAAGAUGUAUCUCAAAAUGGCAGCCUCUCUAUUUCCUCAUAGUACAUGUGAAUGUAGAGGUUCACAUUAUCAGGCCGCACUUAUUGUUUCAUUUUUGAAAUAUCACCUUUACUCUUUCUGUCAGUAGUGACAGGUUUUAUGUAUUAUAAUAAAGAUCCCACAAUAUAUUAAUUAUUAUCUAUCAUCAUAAAAAGGAGUACUAUUAUUGUUACUGGUAUUGUGUAUCUUAUAUAGUUUCUUGUGAUUUUUGUUUUAAUUUUUAAUAAUUAUGGAUGGAGUUAA
Molecule: messenger RNA, 1611 nt
Organism: Amphimedon queenslandica
Lineage: Eukaryota; Metazoa; Porifera; Demospongiae; Haplosclerida; Niphatidae
Exons: 9
Coding region: 13-1371 (452 amino acids)
Source: RefSeq, a predicted model, not a curated record